GCUUUUGCGUCAAUAGUUUCGGUGUGUGACUAUCAUUACAGUGUUUUCUUGAAAUACGCUAUCUACUGAACACUUAUAGGAUUAGUGGAAUUUUUCUUUUUAUUUGUAGAUUACUCGACUUCUAUUAAAUGUUUGCUAUUAAAUAUUCAGUUUUGUGUAGUUUCGGUUUAAGAAAUCAAAAGCUUUUGUUAGCAUUUCAAAGAUUGUUCAUGUGUAGUUCUUGUAUCUUAGAAAAAGAAGUGAAAUGUACUAAAAUUUUCAAACAGAAGGCCACUGUUAUUAAGAGACGAUUUCCUGCUUCUGGUGAAAAUUCUCCUGUUGUCUUAGAAUGGAAGCGUGCUUCAUCUGUAAUUAAGCGGUUAAAUUGGGAAAAUAAAUAUCUAUUUGGACCGGUGCAGUCUGGUGAAAGGAAUUCUUAUAAUGAUAAUAAGAUCCAGGCAUCUAAUGAAAUAAUUCAACAUAAAACACAGAUACCUGUUAUUGAGCCUAAUGCCGACAUUGGGCUAAGUAGAGAAUCAUUACAUAAUAGGCCGUCUGCACCUGAUAUGAAUAUUUUGUUGAAAUUUCCAUUAAUGAAUAAAAGUGAUCCUGAAGUGAAGAGUACGAUUUUGGAAAUGAAUUAUUUGAGAAAAUAUUUGGAAUCCAUGAGUAAUAAAUCUUCUGCUCCUACUGUUACUCUUAUUUUAGAAAAAACUAUGCCUAAAAAUAGGGUAGAAAUUUUGCAGCGUUGGAGACGUAGCAUGAUCGCACAGUUAGGACAAGAAGGAUUUGAAAAGUAUUAUGCAAGAAUUUUGUCAAGUGGCUCUUCUUUACAUAAAUGUAUAAACAGUUAUUUGACUUCAACUCCAGAAGCAGAACUUCAAAUUGAGGAAGCGAAUCUUGGUCACUGGAAAAGUAUGAAAGCAAUCUUGCCAGAGAUCAGAGAAGUUAAGCUUUUAGAAGAGCAAGUUUUUCACCCAUUUUUGCAAUAUAAGGGUGUUGUUGAUUGUUUUGCAAGAUAUAAGGAUCAUUUAGUAGUUAUUGAUUGGAAAACUUCAAAAAAGGUCAAAUCAACAAUUAAUAAUACAUAUGAUAACCCUCUUCAAAUAGCUGCAUAUGUUGGUGCCUUGAAUUUUGAUCCUAAAUUCCAGUAUCUGGCAAAUAAAGGUUUAAUUGUUAUUGCAUAUGAAAAUGGAAUGAAAGCAGGACGUUUUUUUAUUGAUGAAAAUGCAAUGCAACAAUACUGGAAAGAAUGGCUUAAACGUGUUAAACUGUAUUGGGAAAGUAUCACUAUUGAUCCUGAAUAAAACAAACCUGUCACAUUA
Molecule: messenger RNA, 1304 nt
Organism: Stegodyphus dumicola
Lineage: Eukaryota; Metazoa; Arthropoda; Arachnida; Araneae; Eresidae
Product: mitochondrial genome maintenance exonuclease 1-like
Biological process (GO): mitochondrial DNA replication
Cellular component (GO): mitochondrion
Molecular function (GO): single-stranded DNA exodeoxyribonuclease activity
Source: RefSeq, a predicted model, not a curated record